Piliocolobus tephrosceles (Ugandan red Colobus) is the source of this 599-nucleotide messenger RNA. RefSeq names its product transmembrane protein 190 (gene TMEM190). The coding region runs from base 23 to 556 and encodes 177 amino acids. The transcript is spliced from 5 exons. The record is from RefSeq and is a predicted model, not a curated record. Gene Ontology annotation, cellular component: inner acrosomal membrane. NCBI's taxonomy places the organism in Eukaryota, Metazoa, Chordata, Mammalia, Primates, Cercopithecidae. Gene Ontology annotation, biological process: hematopoietic progenitor cell differentiation.
CCCAGGGGUCUGGGGAGGCGACAUGUUGGGCUCUGGGAUCCCAGCGCUGGGUCUGCUUCUGCUCCUGCAGGGCUCAGCAGACGGAAAUGGAAUCCAGGGAUUCUUCUAUCCAUGGAGCUGUGAGGGUGACAUAUGGGACCGGGAGAGCUGUGGGGGCCAGGCGGCCAUCGAGAGCCCCAACCUCUGCCUGCGCCUCCGGUGCUGCUACCGUGAUGGGGUCUGCUACCACCAGCGUCCCGACGAAAACAUGCGGAGGAAGCACAUGUGGGCGCUGGGCUGGGCCUGCGGCGGUCUCCUCCUCCUGAGCUGCAGCAUCUGCUUGUUCUGGUGGGCCAAGCGCCGGGACGUGCUGCAUAUGCCUGGCUUCCUGGCGGGUCAGUGCGACCUGUCCAAGUCAGUCUCGCUGCUCUCCAAGCACCGAGGGACCAAGAAGACGCCGUCGGUGGGCAGCGCGCCGGUCGCCCUGUCCAAAGAGUCCAAGGAUGCGGAGGGGGCCACCGAGGGGGAAGGGACAGAAGAGGGUGAGGAGACGGAGGGCGAGGAAGACGAGGAUUAGGGGCGUCCCCGGGGGACUGCUCAAUACAGUUAUGGUGGACGGA